UUAACGCAUUUUAAAUUUUUUUUAUUAUUUGGCGCGCUUAAUAUACUGCACCUUAUUCCUAUUGUCGAUUAUACAGAACAAGAUGGCGAGCAAAGAUCUAUUUAUGGUCUUCACUUUAUUCCUCGUUAUUUUUACGGUUUCAUGUGUGAGUGAAUUGACGACUAAGUCAUCGUUGAAGACGACAGACAUCAAACUCCCAACGUCCAUAAGGCCCAUCAGUUACGUUCUGCGACUACAACCGCUAAUUAACGGCAACUUUACGAUUUUUGGAUACGUUGAAAUUUUGAUGGAGGCCGUGGAAGAGACGAGCAACAUCACACUGCACAUCAAAGACAUCGUCACCAAGAACGAGACGGUCGAGCUGUACUUGGGUGACAAACCGAACGGUCAACCCAUCCCAAUCGUGGAGCACAGCUACGACGCAGACCGCGACUUCUACACCGCGACUCUGGCAGAGCCUCUGACAGCUGGCCGGCAGUACCUCCUCCUCAUGGAGUACGAAGGAUACCUCAACGAUCAGCUUGUCGGCUUUUAUCGCUCACAAUACAAGAGGGAUGAUGGGAGUGAAGUCCUUCUUGCGGCGACGCAAUUUGCUGCUAUUGAUGCAAGACGCGCAUUCCCUUGCUUUGAUGAACCCGAACUGAAAGCUACAUUUGAAAUCCACGUCGCAAGACAGACCAACAUGACCUCCAUCUCCAACAUGCCUCUAGUGGAAACCACCCCCAUAGCGGGGAGCGACGAUUGGGUCUGGGACCAGUUUGCCAGAAGCCUGCCUAUGUCAACCUAUCUGGUGGCAAUAGUCAUUUCGGAUUUUACUUUCGUAAAUUCUACGUUUAACGACCACGUUCUCUUCAGAGUUUGGACUAGAGAAGAGGCUAUCGACCAAACUUGGUAUGCAAUCGGAGCUGGUCCGGCAAUUCUGACCUGGUACGAGGAGUACUUCAGCAUCCCCUUCCCUCUGCCAAAGCAAGACAUGGUGGCUCUGCCUGAUUUCUAUUUUGGAGCGAUGGAGAACUGGGGAAUCGUCACUUACAGGGAAACAGCUCUACUAGCAGAUCCAGAGUUAAACUCAGCCGCUGACCGAGAGCGCGUAGCCACGGUGGUGGCGCACGAGCUGGCGCACCAGUGGUUCGGAGACCUGGUCACCAUGGAGUGGUGGUCAGACGUAUGGCUCAACGAAGGAUUCGCCUCCUAUGUCGAAUAUUUGGGCACAGAUUCGUAUGAGCCUGACUGGAAGUACUUGGAUAUGAUGGUGACAUACGAUGUUCAGUACGCUCUUGUUUUGGACUCGCUUGAAUCCUCUCACCCAGUCAGUGUUCCAGUCGAAACAACCGAGGACAUCUAUCAAGUUUACGACGCUAUUGCUUACUCUAAAGGAGCAUCGAUCAUCCGCAUGAUGAACAGCUUCCUCACGGAACCCACAUUCCGGAGUGGAUUGACUAGCUACCUGAACGCUAACCAGUACGGGAACGCUGCACAGGACGAUUUAUGGGAAGCUUUGACCCAACAGGCUCACGCUGACGGCACUCUGGCUACCAAUUUAACAGUCAAGAUCAUCAUGGAUACCUGGACCUUGCAAAUGGGAUACCCUGUCAUCAACGUAUCCAGAACUGAGGAUGGAGCUGUCGUUCUAUCUCAAGAACGCUUUCUUCGAGUCAAGAGUCCUAACUCGACGGACACGCACGACUACAAGUGGUGGGUGCCAGUUUCCUACACCACUCAGAGCUCACCGGACUUCUCGCAAACUCAGCCGACUUACUGGAUCCCAAGCACUGAAGAAAGCAUCACCAUAAACGGUUUGCCUAAUGACCAAUGGAUCUUUUUCAAUCUCCAAGAAACCGGUUUCUACAGAGUCAAUUACGACCAAAAUAACUGGGAAUUACUGAUCAGUCAACUUGGCAGCGAUGCCAACGUAAUCAACCUCGUGAGCCGCGCUCAGCUCGUUGACGAUGCGCUGAAUUUGGCUCGAUCAAGACAACUCGUGUACGAUGUUGCGCUUAGACUCUGCUCUUAUCUGAGGCUCGAGGAUGAAUUUGUGCCCUGGGACUCGGCUUUGGUGAACUUGGAGUAUUUAGAAGAGAUGUUUACUCGCAGAUCAGGUUAUGGCCAGUUGAAGCGCUACCUGCUGGACUUGCUCGUGCCACUCUACAAUAGCGUCGGAUUUGUUGACGACGUCAAUGAUCCACAACUGGAGCAAAAGAAACGCGUUCUCGCCGUCGACUGGGCUUGUCAUCUGGAGUACGAAGACUGUGUCACGAGAUCUGUAGAGCUCUACAACCAGUGGAUGUCUUCUCCCACUGACCAGACUUUGAUCUCGGCGAACCUGCGCUCGACCGUGUACUGCACCGCGAUCGCUCAAGGCGGAGAGGCCGAGUGGAACUUCGCUUGGGCUCAAUACCUCGCCACCAACGUCGCCAGCGAACAGAACAGAUUGCUAUAUGCCCUGUCGUGUACACGCGAAGUUUGGAUUCUAUGGAGAUACUUGGAAAUGGCAUUUACGGAGAACAGUGGUAUUAGAAGGCAAGAUGCAGUACAAGCUUUCAAUAACGUUGCUUCCAGCGACAUCGGCAGGGACAUCGCUUGGGAGUAUCUGCAGAACAACAUCGCACUCAUUACAGACUACUUGCAGGGAUCCUCUUCUAUUGGGGAUAUGGUGGCUUCUGUUUCCAACGAGUUCAAUACAGAACUAGAACUUCGACAGCUAAUUCAAUUCAAGAACGAUAACAUCGACGCUCUAGCUACGGCGACCUACGCCAUUGAUCAGAGCAUCGAGAACACGUCCAACAACAUCGCCUGGAUGGACAACUACUACGACUACAUCGUCAACUGGCUCACUCUCAACGGGUAUCCUCCAUUUGUAUCACUAAUCUCGUAACUGUUGUAAUCUUCUAUGCUUGAUUUUUCUUUUUCUGUAAAAUUUUAUUAGUAGGAUAUUUAUACAUUGGAAUUUUUAUGCAUAUUUCAUAACAUUGUCAUAAAUUUAUACUCUAUAAAUCUAUACUCAGUGUAUGGAGCGAAGGCGAUAAGCGAUCUUGAAACUGAAGAAGCAA
Messenger RNA from Hyalella azteca, 3050 nucleotides. RefSeq names its product aminopeptidase N. Gene Ontology annotation, cellular component: cytoplasm. The coding region runs from base 83 to 2875 and encodes 930 amino acids. The transcript is spliced from 17 exons. Gene Ontology annotation, biological process: proteolysis; peptide catabolic process. Gene Ontology annotation, molecular function: metalloaminopeptidase activity; zinc ion binding; peptide binding. The record is from RefSeq and is a predicted model, not a curated record. NCBI's taxonomy places the organism in Eukaryota, Metazoa, Arthropoda, Malacostraca, Amphipoda, Hyalellidae.